GCCCAUUGCCAGCAAGGAUGGUGUCCUCGGGCCCGCCCAACCCCAUGGGCCCUGGGCAGCCAGUCGGCGGCGCCGCUUCGCUUCUCCGCUCGAAUUCUAACCUGCUCAGCGGUGGUGGCCAGCAGGGAAUGGGUGGCGGUGGCGGCAUGCUUCAGUCGCAGUCCCCGUUCUCGUCUCUCGUCUCGCAGCGCGCGCAGUUUACCGGAAAUGGCUUGCUCGGAGCAGCCUCUAAUGUCUCCAACCUACUCAACCGGUCCUCCUUCGGAAACGGUGGCCCUGUUCCAAGUCCAGGACAAAUGCCAAAUGGCGGGAUACCAAUGAACACUCUUCAGCAGAGAGGAGGGCUUGAUGGUGCUGGUGAUUUCGGUGGCUCUGGAGGAUCCGAUCCUCUCUCCUUCCCAUCUUCCUCGCAGGUUAGUUUGGGCAAUCACCUAGGUUCAGAUAUGCUGCAGCAGCAGCAGCAGAUAGAUGUGCAGGAUUUGCAGCACCAGCAGGAGCAACAACAGCAGCAGCAGCAAAUGCAGAUGGCUUACGGCCAGCAGCAAUUGCCACCGCAGUCGCAGGCUACGGUGAAGUUGGAGAAUGGUGGCAGCAUGGGUGGAGUCAAAUUAGAACAGCAAAUGGGGCAGCCUGACCAGAAUGGCCCAGCUCAGAUGAUGCGCAAUGCUGCAAAUGUCAAAUUUGAGCCACAGCAGUUGCAAGCGUUGAGGGGUUUGGGCACAGUCAAGAUGGAGCAAUCAAAUGACCCAUCAGCGUUCUUGCAGCAGCAGCAACAGCAACAGCAGCACCAUCAGCAUCUGCUGCAACUCAACAAGCAGAAUCCUCAAGCUGCUGCAGCUGCUCAACUGAACCUCUUGCAACAACAACGUCUCUUGCAUAUGCAGCAGCAUCAGCACCAACAUCAACAGAUUUUGAAGAACCUCCCUUUACAGAGAAAUCAAUUCCAACAACAACAGCAACAACAACAGCAGCAGCAGCAGCAGCAGCAACAACAGCAGCAGCAGCAACAACAGCACCAGCAGUUACUUCGUCAGCAGAGUCUAAAUAUGAGAACCCCAGGAAAGUCGCCUCCCUAUGAGCCAGGUACCUGUGCAAAGAGAUUGACCCAUUACAUGUAUCACCAACAAAACAGGCCACAGGAUAACAAUAUUGAGUACUGGAGAAACUUUGUCAAUGAAUAUUUUGCUCCAACUGCUAAAAAGAGGUGGUGUGUAUCUCUCUAUGGAAGUGGUCGUCAAACUACUGGAGUUUUCCCACAGGAUGUCUGGCACUGUGAAAUAUGCAAUCGAAAGCCUGGCCGAGGAUUUGAGACAACGGUUGAGGUCUUACCGCGACUAUGCCAAAUCAAAUAUGCGAGUGGCACGUUGGAAGAACUAUUGUAUAUAGAUAUGCCACGUGAAUCCCAGAACUCAUCUGGUCAGAUUAUUUUGGACUAUGCAAAAGCAAUCCAGGAAAGUGUCUUUGACCAAUUGCGUGUUGUACGUGAGGGGCAUCUAAGAAUAGUUUUUAAUCCAGAUCUCAAGAUCGCAUCUUGGGAGUUUUGUGCUAGGCGUCAUGAGGAACUUAUUCCACGGAGAUCAAUAGUACCACAGGUUAGCCAGCUUGGCACAGUUGUACAAAAAUACCAGGCCGCUGCUCAAAAUUCAACAAGUUUAACGACUCAGGACAUGCAGAAUAAUUGCAACUCGUUCGUUGCAUGUGCCCGCCAAUUGGCCAAAGCCUUGGAGGUGCCUUUGGUAAAUGAUUUAGGAUACACAAAACGAUAUGUCCGCUGCCUUCAGAUAGCGGAGGUCGUAAACUGCAUGAAAGAUUUGAUUGACUACAGCAGGCAGACUGGAUCUGGACCAAUCGAUAGCCUUCAUAACUUCCCUCGGAGGACUCCAGGCAUCAAUCCUCUUCAACCACAACAGCAACAGCCUGAAGAUCAGCAAGCUGUCCCCCAGAGUUCAAACCAGAGUGGUCAAAAUUCUGCUCCUAUGGCUGGUGUGCAGACUUCUGCCUCUACCAAUGCAGAUGUGACAUCAAAUAAUUCUCUCACGUGUGCACCCUCUACAUCUGCACCCUCACCAUCUGUUGUUGGGCUCCUCCAAGGUUCCGUGAAUUCUAGACAAGAUCAUGCGAUGACCAGUGUAAAUGGUCUGUAUAACAGUGGAAAUAAUGGUGCAAUUCCCAAGGUGAACUCAACAAGCUCAUUGCAGUCAAACCCGUCUACCUCGUUCCCUUCCCAGGGGCCUACGUCCUCCAAUAACAACAUGAUGCCUGUCCCUCAGAAUACAAACCAACUUGGUUCCCCAGCAGCAUCAUCUUCAAGCUUACCACCAAUGCAGCCGCCUGCAACUAGGCCUCAGGAACCUGAACCAAGCGAUUCCCAAAGCUCGGUUGAGAGAAUCUUGCAAGAGAUGAUGUCAUCACAAAGGAAUGGUGUUGGCCAUGUAGCGAAUGACAUGAAGAGACCAAACGGGCUUACCCCUGGUAUUAAUGGGGUUAACUGCUUAGUUGGUAAUGCUGUCACAAAUCAAUCAGGAAUGGGAGGGAUGGGAUUUGGGGCCAUGGGUGGGUUUGGUUCAAACCCUGCAGCUAGUGGACUGAGAAUGGCAAUGGCGAACAGUGCAAUGACAAUGAACGGGAGGAUGGGAAUGCAUCACACUGCACAUGAUCUAUCACAGUUGGCCCAGCAGCAGCAGCACCACCAACAGCACCAGCAGCACCAGCAUGACAUCGGUAAUCAGUUGUUGGGUGGACUUAGAGCUGCAAAUAACUUCAAUAAUCUUCAGUAUGAUUGGAAACCCUCCCAAUAGAGUGAUCAAAAAUAGAAGAAGCUCAAAUAUGAUGAUGAUGCAUCCCUCACUCGCUCAUUGCUUGGGGAGAAUCAAUUGCUUGUCAUGACUUCCUUUGUGUCAAAGCAUUUAGGCUUUUGCACCAGUGGUGCAAUGGAAAGGAAUCAUAAGCAGUGGCAAGCAUCUGCUACCUGCCUCGAUUAUCACUGUAUGUUGCAACAGUUCGUCUAGCUGUGUAUUAUGCAACUAUGGUACUGAGCUACCUGCUUCGGUUAAGUUACCGAAAGAUAGAGUUAAAAGAUUAGAAUCUGCCUGCACCGUGCACGGUCGGUGUCGGUGUUUGGUGUUAUCUCUCACCCGGAAAAGAAGUUUUCCCUCUUUUUUUUCCUUAACGGAUGACAUCCAAUCUGUAAUUUAUCAUCGCCCUCUAGCAAUCAUAUGUGCUGAUAUCUUCACCUGAGAAAUCUCUCUUUGUAGCCUUACUGUACUCUGUAUAAGUAUCAUAUUGACUAGUGAAAAAGGUAUCAAGAAUGUUUUUUUAUUAGGCUU
This is a messenger RNA of Lolium rigidum, 3326 nucleotides long. RefSeq names its product transcriptional corepressor SEUSS-like. The transcript has 9 exons. NCBI's taxonomy places the organism in Eukaryota, Viridiplantae, Streptophyta, Magnoliopsida, Poales, Poaceae. The record is from RefSeq and is a predicted model, not a curated record. Gene Ontology annotation, biological process: negative regulation of transcription by RNA polymerase II; positive regulation of transcription by RNA polymerase II. Gene Ontology annotation, cellular component: transcription regulator complex; nucleus. Bases 18 to 2798 code for a protein of 926 amino acids.